Molecule: messenger RNA, 699 nt
Organism: Peronospora belbahrii
Lineage: Eukaryota; Oomycota; Peronosporomycetes; Peronosporales; Peronosporaceae
Source: the annotation of a GenBank genome assembly
AUGGAUGGUUGGGAGUCACGACGCAAGCGAACACCUGGCCAUGACUGGUGCGUAUUGAUGUUUGGGAUUCGUGGCGUCGUAGACAUCGUGGACGUGGAUACCGCCUUUUUCACGGGUAACUACGCACCGCGUGUGUCCAUUCAAGCUGCGGAUAUCACUCAGGACUAUGAUGCCAACGCUGCAGAUGCAUUACAAGUUCUUACGGCUAAAGCUACAAAAGAUCGUUCAAUGGGAGUGUCUGCGACGCCCAAAGAGCUCAAGCUGGCAGAGCAGCUCAAGUCCGUCGAAUGGACGGAGAUUGUACCAUUUACGCAGCUCGGAGCUGGAUACACUGAGACCCGUCACAAUUUGCUGAGAGUAUCACCGUCUAAGAGAGGACCUUGGACGCAUAUUCGGCUUGAUAUAUUCCCAGAUGGAGGAAUUGUACGGCUGCGAGUGUUUGGAGAGGUAGUUAUAGACUGGAAGCACAUUCAGGUGUCUGAUAUGCUGGAUCUAGUGAGCAUUGCACACGGAGGACAAGUGAUCGGCUAUAGCGAUGCACAUUAUGGCCAUCCUCGCAAUUUAAUGGCACCAGGACGAAGCAAGACGAUGGCUGGAGGAUGGGAAACUGCUGGAUAUGAACACCGGGCUGCUAGAUAUACCUGGAAAGGAUUGGGUAGCGCUCAAGCUGGGAUGCUUGAGCGUCAUACGGCAGGUUGA